UUAAGGGGCACGGCCAGGGUGCGGGGAGGGGAGAUGGAGCAAUCCUCUGUCUCCAGCAUGCCUGCUGAGCUCAGAGUGGAUGCAAUCCUUCUGUCACGAGCCUGAACAGGAGGAUUAAAGGCCUGAGCCACUGCUGACCAUGGGAUUAACCCCUGCAGGAAAUUAAAGCUGCGGUAGAGAAGGCUCUUCCCUCCACAACUGAGAGAAAGAGAGAAAUCGGGAUUUGGAUUAGAAUUGGCAGGCCCGGUGACAAGCUGCCACCCACAUGCAACUGUUCCUGUUUGGAUCAGAAAAUGAUAUCUCCAGCCUCAGAUGGAAUCCCUCUGCCUGCCGCACUAUGUUAUUAAUUUUCCUCUGAGGGAGGAGAGCCAUAAUGCUCCUUUGCACUCAGUGCAGAAGGGAAGGAAGCCAGGUAACCUGCUUGUGUGUCUCUCCCCUGAGCCUCUCUCCCGCGCCCCUUCUCAGCUGCCUCCCUCUCAAUACAGGAAAUAUACAUGUGAUCUGUAGUAUUCAACCUUACCCUGAAAAAAUGCUGGUGGAUACAUGGUUGGAUUGCUCCCUGUCAAUAGCCCCCUUCCUCUCCUUUUGCUGCUGCUCUGGGCCUCUCCUACGCUGCUCUGGGCCUCUCGUGUCACUCCGGAGUUGGACAUCCCCAAUCUCCCCACCUCUGGACCUGCUUCCUUAAGAUGCACCAUGCAUCCCUAGUUCUCUUCAGCCACUCAACAUCUUCUCCUUCUCCAGUUGCUCUGUGCUUUUUAAAAUCUCUACCCUCCCCAGCUUCUCCAGUCUCUGACACUCAGAUGCUGUGAGCUGGUUUUGUUGUUUUGUUUUUUGAGGGCGGUGAUAAAAAUAAUGCUUUCCUAGUUAAAGCAUAGGACUGAGAAUCAGGAGCUCUCGGUUCUAGCCCGGGCUCUGCUGCAGGCUCCCUGGGAGACCUUGGGCAAGUCACUUAGCCCUACAUUUUCAAAGGUGUCCACUACCUUGCGGGUGCCUCAUGUUUUCGAUGCCCAAAGUGUCACUCUUAACUCUAAAUGAUUUCAAUGGGAGCUGUAGGUGCUCAACACCUGUGAAAAUCAGAUGUCCCAAGAUAGACAGCCCAAAUUUAAGGCAGCUAAAAUUUUUGAUCAUGUUUAGAAAUUUAGGCCUCAACUUAUUUGUGCUUAGUUUCCCCAGCUGUAAACUAGGGAUAGUAGUGUCCUGUCUCAUGGUGAUGCUGUGAGGCUAAAUUCAUCAAUGUUUGUAAAACACUUGAAGAGCCUUGGAUGGCAAGUGCUACAGAAAUGCAAAAUAUUAAUUCUCAUUCCCGUAUGCCGUGCUUCACUGAGCCAAUAACCAUGUUUCUGCUUCAGCUGAGCCUAGGUGCUGGGAAUUCACAGGUAGCUUUCUGACAUCAGCACACACAUACUUGGGAAUAGGGAAGAGUGUUAAAUUCAUAACACAUAACUGAUCUGACAGAUGCCACCUUUUUUCGGUUUGCAAAAUGUCUGCAAAUGGAUCUUGAUUUUCUUGUGAUUAUUCAAUGGAAUUUUUCAUUAAUUCUGCUAUUGGACGGCUAUGGGCUGCUUAGCUGUGAUGGAUCAAUAGAAGCUACAUGGUGUUGUUUUACUUCCCUUAUUGGAUGAAUAUCUUCCAUAAUCAGGUUUCUGGUGUGAACGUAUAAGCUGCUUUCCAGGAGUAUUUGAGUGUGAGAGUUUAUCAUCCAAUUUUUGUGUGCAUGUGGUGUUAAAACAAUGAAAGUUCACAGAAAACAAGCCCCAGGAUAUAUAGAUUGUAAGCUUUUUGGGACAGGGACUGUCUCUUACUAUGUGUCUGUACAGUGCCUAGCACAGUGGGGCUCUGAUCUUGGCUGGGAUGUCGGAGUGCUAUUGGAAUGCACAGAAAUAAAUAAUAAUAAACAAAAAGGGAGUGGCCAUGGCAGGCGCAAAUAAGCUUAAAAAUAUGACUACUCAUGGUCAAUUUUUUGCAGCCUUUGCCCAGGUCUCUUGGGAUGGCACCGAUGGUUUCACGCUCACGUCACCUUCCUACCCCAGGUGCUGUUCAGGGACAAAUGGAUCCACCUAGGAUUCAUCAGCCAGUUGUUUAACAUGUUUUUUAAAUUGCUUUAAUCAGCCCACAUGGUCUCUGCCUCUCCCCACUCCUGGUGUCCAGAUUCUUGCCCACUAGGGAUGACUGAGGUUGUGUAGAAAUAACACUAUAUGCUCUAAUCACUGUACAUGGGGGUGCCAUCCUUUGGGUGGGUCUCAGACUGCAGUGAAACAAGAAUCUUAGCAAUAACAGCCUCCCCCACAGAGGGAGGGGGAAAAUAUAAUCUCCUUUAAAGCAUAUUCCAUUCAUUCCCUAACCCUGCUGGGUUCCAGAUAAAGGCUAAAGCAAUUUAGCCCUGGAGAUGGACUUUCCUAUCAUUCAUCAGCUGCUGUGUGUAUGUGUGAGCGCACUUCCUGUAAUUUAUUGCUGGCAACUGCUGUAGCCUCUAUUACCUACACUUCCCUAACAGACAUCACCCCCACCCCCAGAGAUACAGGCUGUUUGAGGGGACUGAUGUUGGAUCUGUGACCUAAGGGUUAGAGGAAAGGACUGUGACUACGGGUUAAAGCAAAGGAUUCCUGGGCUGUACUGCUGACUCCAUCUGAUUUCUGCGACACCUUUGGCAAGCGACCUGAGCACUUGGUGACUCAGUAUCCCUAUCUGUGAAAUAGGGAUAAUGCUAUUCAUCUAUCUAUCUCUGGUAUUCUUAUAGCAGGGCUUGGGUCUGAUUUUCAGACAUGCUGAACACCCACCACUUCAACUCGAAGGUCAAUAGGAGCUGCAGGUACUUCAGAAAAUCAUGCCCUUAGUUGGCUAACUCCAUGAUAAAUAGCAAUAGUAAUGAAUGUUUAUAAAGCACGUGGAGAGCCUUGGAUAAAAGAUAUUACAGAAUUGCCGAAACAACAUGUGGAGGCAGAAAGCAGGGCCCAUAGAGAUUCUCCUCAUCCUCACAAUAUGCUCUUUGGGACCCUAUUUUUGGAAGGGUUUGAUUCAGCUCAACCACAAGGUUUUUAAGUGAUACUGUGCCAGUCACCAGUGGCAGAACUGGAAGAGGGGAGGGGAGGGGCAGCGGUAGCUCCUGCUGUAGCUUUUAUACACCAGGAUGCCUGACAACAGCCGCAGGAGCAAUUAAAGUGAAAUGUUCUAUAGCUUUAGGGUUCUCUAACAACGCUAAAGCUUUUCAGUUCCCCAAGAGAGCUAAUCAGGAUGGCAGGAGCUCCACAGGAAGCCCAAGUGGUAGACUGAAUGUCAGAGUGGGGCUUCAGCUCAGUGCAUUUUUGGGAACUGUAACAUGAGGCCGGUGAUAGAUUAACUUGCUCUGUGGCCUUGAGCUGAAACUAAACAUGUUGCCCCUUGGUCUGCUCUGUCAAAGGGCAUAAAGAAAAAGCAUAGCCCUUGCUCCAUAGGCUGCCUGGGGCACUGCCACUGAAUUUGGAAAGUGUUGAAUUUCAAGUGCAUGGAUGAAUGCAUUGGACCAUAAUGAUCACAGGGCAUCCACUGGGCUCUGAAUACAGUGUCCUAGAGACCACCACAGGACAUCCAGUGGCCACAUUGGACACAGUGUCCCAGGAACCAGAGGGCAUCCAGUAGGCCCACAGGAUACAGUGACUCCAGGUCUCUGGAGCACUAGGGGUUUGAUUCCCAUGAUGCAAAGCAGCCUAAAAGUUGGCAGAUCCAGCCAUGUGAGGAUUUCCCUUGUGGAGUGGAAUCUCAGGGUGGCAUAGAGCUGCCAUAGUAGCUCCUCUAACCCCAGGCGUAUGGGAAUUAGCUGGACUACUCAUGAUUGGCUGGUCCCUGGUUACUGGAUGAGCCCCUCAUGGUUGCUUGCCACUUGCAUGAGACAGCGCACUAUGAAGGCAUAUGUUGGGCGCCAGAAUGCAGCUAUGUGUACAAGACAUGGGUGUGUAUGAAUAUGGGUCACAUGUCAUUCAGGAGUAUGUGUACAUGCACAUACAUGUAUGUGUGUGCUUUUGCCUCUGUAGGCUAUAUCUGUAAUCAUGCAUAAGUGUGUGCAUGUGUCUGCACACAUGUACGGGACUGCAGAUGGCUGUGUGAGAAAGUUUAUUUGUGGGUGUGUGCACAAGUUUUGGUGUUUCUGUCUGUGUAUGCACCCACCUGUUUAUGUUACAUGCCCAUGAAUGGGCGUUUGUGCACAAACACACAUACUCACAUAAGUUGCAUACGAGUGCAUUUAGCUAUGUUUACAUGCAGGCUCAUGGUGCAUGUUUACAUCACAUGCGCAUGCAGGGGCAAGUGUGUCAUAUGUCUUUACACAGUCACAUGUGCAUAUAGGCACAGCCACUCUUGUGCAUGUUGCAGUACAGGAGAGAAAAAUUAAAGGCUGAACAGGUGUUAAUCACUAGACACUGCAAAACAAUGCUAUACACAGGGAAAGGGCUCAUUUCUACACAUCUCCUCCUCCCACCCACGUGGUGUGCUUGAGCCUAGUCAAUGUAUCAUUGGAAGAGGAGCCUGUGAUAUACCAGAAUUUAACACCUGACCUGGACGCUCCAUGCCAUAGCAGAGGGAAGUAGGGCCAGAGACAUCACUCUCCUAGUGCUCAGGUGCUGUCAACGUUGCUCGGAGCCCUCACAAGGUACUGGGUAUUGGGCUGGCGAGGAAUGAUUGCAGGGGAGAUCGUGUGGGGUGAAAACGCCACCUAAGGAAUUGAUGGGAGGGGGUCAGGAAGCAACCAUGAAGGUUUUUAAAGCUUAGCACCCUUGGUUGGAGCUGAGCCAGGUGAUACAGAUGGGUGUUAACAAACCAACAGGCUAGGAUCAGAGCGCUCUACAACACAGGAAAAGUUAGAUGGAGAGAAGGGGAACAAGAGAGAGAGUGGCAAGCAUCCCCUGCUGCCUAAGGGAGGACAGGAACACGCAACAACAGGAUUUGAAACUGAUCAACACCAGCUAUCCAGCAGCCGCAUAAGUCUCUGUGGCUGUCAGCUUAACUCUGCCGUUUGUUCCUGUGGUGUAGGGAGUUAAAUAGGACACAGAGAAAGCCUGUUGGCUGGGAGUUGAAGUCAAGGAGGGAGAGAGAAGAGACUGCAAUUGGACAGUGCCCAGGGAGUCGGGUGGAAGCAGCUGCGGGCAAAGCCCCUCCAGGAUCUGACAGGUAGGGUGCCCAGAUUGCUCCUCCAUCCUGUGAGAACGUGUGCCAGGCUGGCUGGAGGACGGGAAGCCACACUGGAGAAAACAGUGACCAUAAUGCUGUCUGGGAGCGCUAGCCACUGGUGGAAGAACAGGUUUUCCAUGAGGUGGCGACAGACCUGCUUGCUUGCCUAUUGGCUCUCUCUGUGUGCAGCAGACUCCCUCUUCACUUGCCCUUCCUCCUGCAAGUGUAACAGUGGCAGUCUGGAAGUGGACUGUAGUGGCUUGGGCCUCUCAUCCAUCCCCUCAGACAUUCCUACAAACACCAGAAUCUUCCUCUUCCUCAACAACAAGCUAAGCACACUGCCAGGACCAGUCUUUUCCAAUCUCUCUGCCCUACAGAGGCUGGACCUUUCCAACAACUUCUUGGACCAGCUGCCCCAGAACAUCUUCAGUGACCUAGGGAACCUCACCGAACUACAGCUGAGGAACAACAGUAUCAGGACCCUGGACAAGGACCUUCUGCAGCAGAUGUCCCUACUGCGCCAGCUAGACCUAUCCAUCAAUGGCCUUGCUCAGAUACCCUCAGGAAUCUUUGAUGACCUCCCGGCUCUCCGCUUGCUCUCCCUUAGGUCUAACCGCCUACAGAGCCUAGACAGGGUGACCUUUGAACCAUUAGUCAGCCUGCAGCAGCUCCAAGUUGGGGAUAACCCCUGGGAAUGUGACUGCAACCUGAGAGACUUCAAACACUGGAUGGAAUGGUUCUCUUAUCGAGGAGGAAAGAUUGACCAGUUGGCAUGUACGCUGCCCAAGGAGCUGCGGGGGAAGGACAUGCAAAUGGUUCCCAUGGAGAUGUUCAACUACUGUUCACAGCUGGAGGAUGAGAACGGCUCCACUGUGCUGGACAAUUCUGGCCCACCAUGCACUAAAGGAAGCCCGACUCCUUCAAAAUCCAAGUCAGGGCCAGAACCUGAAGUGGAGCCGAGCGUGGGGUGCCCCCAGAAACAGAGAUACCGGCCGGUUAGUGUGCGCCGAGCCAUUGGCACUGUGAUCAUAGCUGGGGUGGUGUGUGGCAUCGUGUGUAUCAUGAUGGUGGUGGCAGCAGCUUAUGGCUGUAUCUAUGCAUCCCUCAUGGCCAAAUACCACCGAGAGCUGAAGAAGAGGCAGCCGCUAAUGGGUGACACAGAGGGUGAACAUGAAGAACAAAAGCAAAUCUCCUCUGUGGCAUGAAACUCUUCUCGGAAGGCAAGGGUAGAAGUGAGCAGAGUACCUGAGAGCAGUGAGGCCUGUGUCCUCCCACAAUCCAUCUUCCCAGACAGAUGGACAGACUGUGCUAUCACUCCACUCAUCCAAUUAGUGCAACAUGCUUCUGGGUUUAGGACAUCUGGCUCUAAAUUUAAUUCCUCUGCAUCAGGCCCUUUGGCACCCCUUCACCCUCAUGCCCUACCAAGUCAAUAAACUAUAGUCAGACCUCAAGUGCUUGCCAUGCCUCAUCCUUGCACAGAGCCCCCUUGGAUAUGCACAGCAAGGGCAGCCAACACCUUCCAGGAGCCCCUGGUGUCCUGACACCCUCCUCUCAGCUUCAGUCCCCACAUCCUCCUACAUCCCACACAGAACUGCAGAGCCUUCUGCAACCACAGAGAGCAGCCAACUGUGCUGAAGAAGCUCCUUGUAUAUUUACCAAGACACCAGAGCAAGUGUCUAAGUCUCACUGGUGGAGUCAUUGGUGUUACAGGACAGUGAGCUAUUCCCCAUCUCCUGUACAGCUGAGGAAAACUUGGCCAAGAGAAUAUCGGGAGAGAGAGAAGGUCCUAGAUGGUCACAAUAGGGAGAGAAGGGAGAUUCCCCUUCUCACUUUGAAUGCUGGAAGGACACACCUACCCUAAGAUCUGUGCACAUAGACUCCAUCCGCUCACCCUGACAAACACCAUACACCAACAUGCACACACAUUUAUCACCCACACGUACAUACAAAUAGCUAUGUGCAUACACACAGAUCACCCACAUGCACAUACAAAUAUACCCCAAUGCACACAUGCCAAUCCCCCACAUGUGCAUACAAACAUGGCCAUAUGCACACAUUUACUCACUUGCAUACCUAUGUGUAUCGAUACAUUCCUACUCUGGAGCACCUAAAAGUGUGCUAGGCCCCUUCCACUACAGGCAACCAGUCCUGAGGGGCUUACAAAAAUAUCUCAGAGAUGGUGCAAAGACUCAGGGAGGAGUAGGAGAGAAAGGACAGAGGCAACAGCCUUAAGAUUCCAGUGUUACUCAGUGACAACUUGUGCACAGCACGAAAAGGUGAAGUGUGGCUUUGUAUUUAUUUUAUGGUUUUAUAAGAUAAACAGAAUGCGUGGGUGACCAAUGGGAAGCCUCAGUCUGCAAGUGUCCUAUAGACAUCUCGGAUGAAGCAAGUCCUCAGGAGGCAUUGAAAAUAGAAACUUGUUGACCAGCUGGGGAAGUGUGUUCCAUGUAUAGGGGCAACGUGGAAAACAGCCUGGAGGUGGUUGUGGGAGAAGCAGAUAAACAGAGUGACAGCUGGCAUUACUGGCAGAGUGGAGGGGGUGUAUGGUGGGAAGGCAAUGUGCUGAGUAGAGAGGGGCAGAGUUAUUUAUGCUGGGCCUUUGAAGGUGAGAACAGAAUGCUGGAACUCGAUGCAAUAAAGAGAGAAUUAGUAGAGGGAUUCAAAGAGGUGGGUGCCAUGGUCACCACACAGCCCACUGACACAGAUGUGUUCAAGAUUACAUCUCCUACCUCACACAAAUAUAAGGACACACACACACACACACACACACACACACACACACACA
Chrysemys picta bellii (western painted turtle) is the source of this 7924-nucleotide messenger RNA. The record is from RefSeq and is a predicted model, not a curated record. Lineage: Eukaryota; Metazoa; Chordata; Testudines; Emydidae.